AUGAACACGCCUUCUCAGCCCCGCCAGCACUUCUACCCUAGCCGGGCCCAGCCCCCGAGCAGUGCAGCCUCCCGAGUGCAGAGUGCAGCCCCUGCCCGCCCUGGCCCAGCUGCCCAUGUCUACCCUGCUGGAUCCCAAGUAAUGAUGAUCCCUUCCCAGAUCUCCUACCCAGCCUCCCAGGGGGCCUACUACAUCCCUGGACAGGGCCGUUCCACAUAUGUUGUCCCGACACAGCAGUAUUCUGUGCAGCCGGGAGCCCCAAGCUUCUACCCAGGUGCAAGCCCUACAGAGUUUGGGACCUACGCUGGCGCUUACUACCCAGCCCAGGGUGUGCAGCAGUUUCCCACUGGUGUGGCUCCCCCACCUGUUUUGAUGAACCAGCCACCCCAGAUUGCUCCCAAGAGGGAGCGGAAGACAAUCCGAAUUCGAGACCCAAACCAAGGAGGGAAGGAUAUCACAGAGGAGAUCAUGUCUGGGGCCCGAACUGCCUCCACACCCACCCCUCCCCAGACGGGAGGCGGUCUGGAGCCUCAGGCUAAUGGGGAGACACCCCAGGUUGCUGUCGUCGUCCGGCCAGAUGACCGGUCGCAGGGAGCAAUCAUUGGGGAGCGGCCAGGACUACCUGGCCCAGAGCACAGCCCUUCAGAAUCCCAGCCUUCAUCACCUUCUCAAACCCCAUCACCACCCCCAGUCUUGGAACCGGGAUCUGAGCCUAAUCUCACAGUCCUGUCUGUUACUGGGGACACGAUGACAAUGGGGAUGAUACAGACGUCUGUAGAAGAAUCAACCCCCACGCCCCCUGAAACUGGGGAGCCAUAUUGCCUCUCUCCAGAACCCACUCCCCUCGCUGAACCCAUAUUGGAAGUAGAAGUGACGCUGAGCAAACCAGUUCCAGAGUCUGAGUUCUCUUCCAGUCCUCUCCAGGUUCCCAGCCCCCUGGCAUCUCACAAGGUGGAAAUUCUUCCUGAGCCUAAUGGCGCGGUCCCAUCUGAGAAUUUGGAACCAGAGGUGGAGUCAAGCCCAGAGCUUGCCCCUCUCCCUGCUCCGGCUUGUCCCUCUGAAUUCCCCAUGCCUGUUGCUCCAACUGCCCAACCUGAGGAACUACUCAACGGAGCCCCUUCACCACCAGCUGUGGACUUAAACACAGUCAGUGAACUAGAGGAACAGGCCAAGGAGGCUACAGUGUCGGUGACUCCCCCCACUGUCCUUUCUGCUACCCCAGCUCUGGCUCCUCCAGUGGCUUCCCCUGCUCAGGAGGAGGACAUGCAGGAGGAGGAAGAAGAGGAAGAGGAAGGAGAAGCUGAGGGUGAGAAGGGAGGAGAGGAACCUCUCCCCCCAGAGAGCACCCCUGUCCCAGCCCACCUGCCCCAGAAUUUGGAGGUGGCAGUAGCCACCCAAGUGGCAGUGUCUGUGCCAAAGCGGAGACGGAAAAUUAAGGAGCUCAGUAAGAAGGAGGCUGUAGGAGACCUUCUAGAUGCCUUCAAGGAGGCGAACCCAGGGGUACCAGAGGUGGAAAAUCAGCCUCCUGUAGGCAACAAUCCCAGCCCAGAGCCUGAGGGCAGCAGUGUGCCCCUGCGGUCUAAGGAAGGAGAGGAGACCUGGGACUCAAAGGAAGACAAGAUUCAAAAUGCAGAGAACAUCCAGCCAGGGGAACAGAAGUAUGAAUAUGAGUCAGAUCAGUGGAAGCCUCUAAACCUUGAGGAGAAAAAGCGUUAUGACCGAGAGUUCCUGCUUGGCUUUCAGUUCAUCUUUGCCAGUAUGCAGAAGCCUGAGGGAUUGCCCCACAUCAGUGACGUCGUGCUGGAUAAGGCCAAUAAAACACCAUUGCGACCGCUGGACCCCUCCAGACUUCAGGGCAUAAAUUGUGGCCCAGACUUCACUCCGUCCUUUGCCAACCUUGGCCGACCAGCCCUUAGCAACCGUGGGCCCCCAGGGGGUGGGCCAGGUGGGGAGCUACCCCGAGGGCCGGCUGGCCUGGGACCCCGGCGAUCUCAGCAGGGCCCCCUAAAGGAACCACAGAAGAUCAUUGCCACAGUGUCAAUGACCGAAGAUAUAAAACUGAAUAAAGCAGAAAAGGCCUGGAAACCCAGUAGCAAGCGGACGGCAGCUGAUAAGGACCGAGGAGAAGAGGAUGCUGAUGGCAGUAAAACCCAGGACCUGUUCCGCAGGGUGCGCUCCAUCUUGAAUAAACUGACACCCCAGAUGUUCCAGCAGCUGAUGAAGCAGGUGACACAGCUAGCCAUCGAUACCGAGGAACGUCUCAAAGGGGUCAUUGACCUCAUCUUCGAGAAGGCCAUUUCAGAACCCAACUUCUCCGUGGCCUAUGCCAACAUGUGCCGCUGCCUCAUGGCGCUGAAAGUGCCCACUACAGAAAAGCCAACAGUGCCUGUGAACUUCCGAAAACUGUUGUUAAAUCGAUGUCAGAAGGAGUUUGAAAAAGACAAAGAUGAUGAGGAGGUUUUUGAGAAGAAGCAAAAAGAGAUGGAUGAAGCUGCUACGGCAGAGGAACGGGGACGCCUGAAAGAGGAGCUGGAAGAGGCUCGAGACAUAGCCCGGCGGCGCUCGUUAGGGAAUAUCAAGUUUAUCGGGGAGCUGUUGAAACUGAAGAUGUUAACAGAGGCAAUCAUGCAUGACUACCUGGACUUUGAAAAGGCCAAGCCCCGGAUGGAUCAGUAUUUCAACCAGAUGGAAAAAAUCAUUAAGGAAAAAAAGACUUCAUCCCGGAUCCGCUUUAUGCUGCAGGAUGUGCUAGAUCUGCGAAAGAGCAACUGGGUGCCACGCCGAGGGGACCAGGGUCCCAAGACAAUUGACCAAAUCCACAAGGAAGCUGAGAUGGAGGAGCAUCGGGAGCACAUAAAAGUGCAGCAGCUAAUGGCCAAGGGCAGCGACAAGCGUCGGGGUGGCCCUCCAGGCCCACCCAUCAGCCGUGGCCUUCCACUUGUGGAUGAUGGUGGCUGGAACACAGUACCCAUCAGCAAGGGCAGCCGCCCUAUUGACACUUCUCGACUCACUAAGAUCACGAAGCCUGGCUCCAUCGAUUCUAAUAACCAGCUGUUUGCACCUGGAGGUCGAUUGAGCUGGGGCAAGGGUAGCAGUGGAGGCUCCGGAGCCAAGCCCUCCGAUGCAGCAUCAGAAGCUGCUCGUCCAGCCACUAGUACCUUGAAUCGCUUCUCAGCCCUUCAACAAGCAGUACCAACAGAAAGCACAGAUAACAGACGAGUGGUGCAGAGGAGUAGCUUGAGCCGGGAACGAGGUGAGAAAGCUGGGGACCGGGGAGACCGCCUAGAGCGGAGUGAAAGGGGAGGUGACCGUGGUGACCGGCUUGAUCGCGCGCGAACACCCGCCACCAAGCGGAGCUUCAGCAAGGAAGUGGAGGAACGGAGUAGAGAGCGGCCCUCUCAGCCUGAUGGACUGCGCAAGGCAGCUAGCCUCACGGAGGAUCGGGACCGCGGGCGGGAAGCUGUGAAGCGAGAAGCUGCCCUCCCUCCGGUGAGUCCCCCGAAGGCUGCGCUGUCUGAAGAGGAGCUGGAGAAGAAAUCUAGGGCCAUCACUGAGGAGUACCGCCAUCUCAAUGACAUGAAGGAGGCAGCGCAGUGCGUGCAGGAGCUGGCCUCGCCCUCACUGCUCUUCAUCUUUGUGCGGCACGGCAUCGAGUCCGCACUGGAGCGCAGCGCCAUUGCGCGGGAGCACAUGGGCCGGCUGCUGCACCAGCUGCUCUGUGCCGGGCACCUCUCCACUGCUCAGUACCACCAAGGGCUGUAUGAAAGUCUAGAGUUGGCUGAAGACAUGGAAAUUGACAUUCCUCAUGUGUGGCUCUACCUAGCAGAAUCGAUAACGCCCAUUCUGCAGGAAGGUGGGGUGCCCAUGGGGGAGCUGUUCAGGGAAAUAACAAGACCUCUGAGACCCCUGGGCAAGGCUGCUUCCCUGUUGCUAGAGAUCCUGGCGCUCCUGUGCAAAAGCAUGGGUCCUAAAAAGGUGGGGACGCUGUGGCGAGAGGCUGGACUCACCUGGAAGGAAUUUCUACCUGAAGGCCAGCAUGUCAGUGCCUUUGUCACUGCGCAGAAGGUGGAGUAUACCCUGGGAGAGGAGUCAGAAACCCCGGGCCAGAGGUUGUUCUCCUUUGAGGAGCUGCGCAGGCAGCAGUAA
Molecule: messenger RNA, 4146 nt
Organism: Rangifer tarandus platyrhynchus (Svalbard reindeer)
Lineage: Eukaryota; Metazoa; Chordata; Mammalia; Artiodactyla; Cervidae
Source: the annotation of a GenBank genome assembly